This is a messenger RNA of Sus scrofa (pig), 939 nucleotides long. Its product is annotated as olfactory receptor 51B5-like. The record is from RefSeq and is a predicted model, not a curated record. Gene Ontology annotation, molecular function: olfactory receptor activity; G protein-coupled receptor activity. Lineage: Eukaryota; Metazoa; Chordata; Mammalia; Artiodactyla; Suidae. Gene Ontology annotation, biological process: G protein-coupled receptor signaling pathway. Gene Ontology annotation, cellular component: plasma membrane.
AUGUGGCCCAACAGCAGCUUCAAUUCCUUCCUCUUGACGGGUUUUCCAGACUUGGAGGCAGCUCACCGCUGGAUUUCCAUACCCUUCUUUCUCGUCUACCUCUCUGUCCUUUUAGGCAACGGCGCCCUCCUCCUUCUCGUCAAGGAAGACCACAGUCUUCACGAGCCCAUGUACUACUUUUUGGCCAUGCUGGCAGCCACAGACCUGGGGCUGACCUUGACCACGAUGCCCUCGGUGCUGGGAGUCCUCUGGCUGGACCACAGGGAGAUCGGACACGUAGCCUGCUUCUCGCAAGCCUACUUCAUACACUCCCUUUCCUUUGUAGAAUCUGGCAUUUUGCUCGCUAUGGCUUGUGAUCGUUUUAUUGCCAUUCGCAACCCCCUCAGAUAUACCUCCAUACUCACCAAUACUCGAGUGGUGAAGAUGGGGCUGGGCAUUCUGAUGAGGGGGUUUGUCUCUGUCGUCCCCCCAGUCUUGCCCCUGUACUUUUUUCCAUAUUGCCACUCCCACGAGCUUUCCCACGCAUUCUGCCUUCACCAGGAUGUCAUCAAACUGGCCUGUGCGGACACCUCCUUCAAUCGACUGUAUCCAGUGGUGCUUGUAGCUCUUAUAUUUGUGCUGGACUCUCUGGUCAUCCUUGUUUCCUAUGUGCUGAUCCUCAGGACUGUCCUGAGCCUUGCCGCCCGAGAAGAGAGGGUCAAGGCCCUCAACACCUGCGUCUCUCAUAUCUGCUGUGUCCUGGUUUUCUAUGUCACCGUGACUGGGUUGUCUCUGAUCCAUCGGUUUGGGGAGCAGGUCCCACAGAUUGUCCACCUCAUCAUGAGUUAUGUCUACUUGCUGUUCCCUCCCCUGAUGAACCCUGCCAUCUACAGCGCCAAGACCAAGCAGAUCCAGAGAGGCAUUCUUCGCCUUUUUGCUACCUGGAGAGUUAGAGCCUGA